Molecule: messenger RNA, 4549 nt
Organism: Uranotaenia lowii
Lineage: Eukaryota; Metazoa; Arthropoda; Insecta; Diptera; Culicidae
Gene: superdeath
Product: aminopeptidase N
Exons: 11
Coding region: 824-3967 (1047 amino acids)
Biological process (GO): proteolysis; peptide catabolic process
Cellular component (GO): cytoplasm
Molecular function (GO): metalloaminopeptidase activity; zinc ion binding; peptide binding
Source: RefSeq, a predicted model, not a curated record
CAAACAGUUGCACGCUGUCACUAGGAACGAACGGUCACACGACGAACAUCCCGUCCCGUGUGGAGUGAGUUAAUAACGUCUUGCGAAGUGCGCGCGCGGUAAAUUGUUCCUGUCUUGAUCCUGGCCUUGAGUGAUGUCACUGAGCAAUUUUUGUUGGCGGCAUUGAGAGUUUUCUCUUUCACCACAAUAACCAAAAACGAAACUAAUCAAUCCAAGCAAAGUAGGCUGGAGCUAAUAGUGAUAAGAAUUUAAAUUUAAGGAAGAAAAAAAUUCAGCCGCUUCCGGAAGAAGAAGUUUCUUAGAGCGUGUGAGAAAUUGCGACGCGUAAUGAUGGGUCGCCUGCUGUGAUUACGCGACGUGACAUGGUCAGAAGAACCACACCAUCGUGUCGUCGGUGUUGAUAAAGUAGAGGUACAUUGAUGGUGGGCAAAGUGUAAUCAUAUCAUCGUGCCGCGUAAUAUAUCUGAUUACUUUAAUUAAAUUAGGAGUGAGGAAGAGUUGAGCUUGCCAGUUUAUAGUUUUGCGGUCAGAGACGGAUGAAAUCACACCAAUUUCCGAGAUCACUGGUGGAAGGAGAUGAAUUUCUGACCUUGGGUAAUAAGCGCGAAAGUGUGAGCUGGAUUAAAUUUGAUCAAUUGUGUUUCUGCUCGUGGAAUUUGGCGUCUAAAAACGAAUUGGAUUUUGGUUCACGCCUUAGAAUUUUAACAUAUAGGGAAAAACGUAUAGUAGGACUAUUAAAGUGAUCGUUCCAAUGAAUUAAUCCAGCCGGCAACGAUUUCCAGCGUGUGGCACUUUUUAUUACGACCAGGGCACGGCUCACAAGAUGAACAACGCGAGCGGCAAGAUGCAAAUACGGGAGAGCUUCGCGAUGGCGCCGGAUGGUGGACCAGUGGUUGGUGCCUACAGCGAAAGCCGAGGGUUUUUCAUAACCCGUAUGGCACUGCUGACAACGGUGGCAAUUUUCAGUUGUUUACUGGUGGGCACAGGACUUCUCAUAUAUCAGUUCGCCAGUUGCCAGCAGGAUGCACCGGUUCAUGCCAGCAUUUGUGAUCAUCCCUCCUUCCAUCAUUAUCCGUCAUCAAGUUCCAAUAAUGUGUCGUGGAAACAUCAUCUUCCUGACACAACAACGGAUUCAUCAACAUCAACGACCACCUCCUCGACAGCAGCAUCCUUGAGCACAACAGCCAGUAAUAGUGGCGCUGUACCACAGGAUGUUCCGGAUUCCUCUGAGUCACCGCCUUCCGACCAAGGCAAUGUUCGGUUACCGAGGUCGAUCGAACCUGUGGCAUACAAUAUCAAACUGAUUCCAUUCAUUUUCGAGAACAAUUUCACCUUCGACGGAAGUGUCGACAUUAAAGUGCGGGUAGUGGAAGAUUGUGACAACAUAACGCUACAUGCGGUGGCUUUAAAAAUUCACGAUGCUCAGGUCUGGCGGCAGCAGAGCAAAGAUAGUGAAAAUGAUCUGGCAGCCCCCACGGAACAGCUUGGAAUCGAGAAACAGUUUAUCGUGGAAAGUCAGCAAUUUUUCGUUUUGAAACUGAAACGGAAGUUACAUGCCGGAGAUGAACUAUCGAUUGUGAUAAAAUAUACUGGGUUUUUGAACGAAUAUCUUCAAGGGUUUUAUCGGAGCUCCUACAACGUCAGAAAUGAAACGAUGUGGCUCGCAACUACCCAAUUUCAACCAACAGACGCUCGACGAGCUUUCCCUUGCUUCGAUGAACCAGCGCUAAAAGCGAAAUUCUCUCUUAGUUUAGCGAGACCUCAAAACAUGAUGACUUUGUCGAACAUGCCAAAGCAGAGAAGCUACAGUGCCGCACAAGAUGGUCUGCAGGACUACGUGUGGGACGUAUUUCAAGAAUCGGUACCCAUGUCCACGUACCUGGUGGCGUUUGUGGUCUGUGACUUUGUAAAUCUGUCUGCUGGGAAUUUUGCCGUUUGGGCCAAAUCGGAUGUUAUAAACUCUGCCCGCUAUGCGCUGGACGUGGGCCCCAAACUGCUAAAGUAUCUGGAAAAGUUUUUCGAUAUUUCCUAUCCCUUACCAAAGAUGGACAUGAUUGCUCUGCCAGAUUUCAGUGCCGGAGCGAUGGAAAACUGGGGCUUGAUAACCUAUCGAGAAACGGCGAUGCUUUAUGAGGAAAAUGUUUCCGCCAAUAAUAACAAACAACGAGUGGUCACAGUCGUUGCUCAUGAGUUGGCUCAUCAAUGGUUUGGGAAUCUCGUGACCCCAACCUGGUGGACAGAUCUUUGGCUGAACGAAGGUUUUGCCAGCUACAUGGAGUAUCUGGCAGUGGAUGCCGUUGAACCGGCCUGGAAGUCGAUGGAACAGUUUGUAGUCAAUGAACUUCACGCGGUGUUCUCGUUGGAUGCUCUAUCUUCAUCUCACCAGAUAUCGGUGGAGGUGCACAACCCGGAAGAAAUAAACGAAAUAUUCGAUAAAAUUUCGUAUGGUAAAGGUGCCGCCAUCAUUCGAAUGAUGGAUCAUUUCUUGACAUCCGAGGUAUUCCGGAAGGGUCUAACGAAUUAUUUGAAUGAAAAAAAAUAUCAGAGUGCUGACCAAGAUGAUUUAUGGACAUUCCUCACAGCUGAAGCCCGAAAAAGAAAUGUGUUCGACGAUCGUACCACUGUCAAGCAAAUUAUGGACACCUGGACGUUGCAGACCGGUUUUCCCAUAGUCACUGUCACUAGGGAUUACGAAACUAAAAAUAUUGAAUUCCACCAGCAGAGAUUUAUUUUCAUUGAACCAUCAAAUGGAACUUUGAAAAAUGGGAUAGAAGAAAAACCUCUUUGGUGGAUUCCCAUCACUUUCACUACUCUCGGAGAUACCGAGUUCAACAAUACAAAGCCGGAAAUAUGGAUGAAAGGGGAAGAAACGCUCAUCCUGCAAAGCAUGGAUAUUCCAAACCACGACUGGAUGAUAGUGAAUAUUCAACAAACUGGCUACUACAGAGUGAAUUACGAUCAACGAAAUUGGCAGAUCAUUUCUGAACAUUUGAUGGAUCCGCGAAAAUUUGCCGAAAUAGCACCUUCAAAUAGGGCACAGCUGAUCGACGACGCUCUAAAUCUGGCCCGCGGAGGGUACCUCAACUAUAGCACAGCGCUCAGCGUGACCCGCUAUUUGGUGCAUGAAACGGACUACGUGCCAUGGAAGGCGGCCAUUGGAUCGCUGAAUUUCAUCGAUUCGAUGCUCAUCAAAACGAGUAGCUAUGAUAAAUUUAAAAAAUAUUCAACCCAUCUGCUGAAACCCAUUUUCGCUAAAGUGGGAUUCGAGGAUCCCAAAAAUAGCCCUCUGUUGACCGUUUAUAAACGGGUCGAUGUACUUACUGCAGCUUGUCAUCUAGGGUACAAAGAAUGCGUCAGCAGGUGUGUUCAAAAAUUCUAUGAAUGGAUGCAUGAACCGAACCCCGACAUCAAUAAUCCGAUCUCACCGAAUCUGAAAAAUAUCGUGUACUGCACGGCAAUCAAGUACGGCGACCAGGCUGAGUGGGAGUUCGCCUGGGAUCGAUUCCACCGGACGACCAUCCCGAGCGAGAAGGAAAUUCUUCUCUCGGCUUUGGGCUGCUCGCGAGAAAUGUGGAUCCUGACGCGGUUCCUCGAAUACUCGAUGACCGACAAGUACGGUAUACGCAAGCAGGACGUGUUCAGGGUGUUCCUGUCGGUAUCGAACAACGUGAUCGGUCAACCGCUGGCAUUCAACUACAUCCGUAACAAUUGGCAAAAAAUGAAAGAUUACCUGGGAACCUCGAUGUCGAACUUGAACAUGAUUCUGAAAUUUUCAACCAAACGUUUCAACACUCGAUAUGAGCUCGAUGAGCUCAAAGAAUUUGCACAAAAACAUUUGAAAGACACGGGCCGAACAAUCCAACAGGCUAUCGAGAGGGCAGAAGCCAAUAUCCUCUGGAUGGAGUCCAAUGCCAAGACUAUUAUCGAAUGGCUGGAACAGCUAGAGUACGAUCCGGAUGAAUUGUAAACAUUUGUUAUAAUAGUUGAUAGGUACGCCUACACAAAAAAACGAUUUAUAAUUUCGGUUAAUUAGAAUCACCAAUGUCAACUAUUUGGAAAAAAAAGAGAUUAUGGCACAAAACAUCACGUUUAUUUGCAUAAAAGUUGUUAAAGAUAUAAAACUGUCAUAUGUUUUGCAGUUUGGUCGCCCAGAAUGCUCCAGUCACACGAAAUAUUCAACGUGAUUUUCUUUUCGGAUGAACGUCGAACAUACCACUAUUGUCGAUGGGUUAGAAUUAGUAAAAAGAAACUGUGAAGACUGUACAUUGAAUGUCACAAGAUAGAUCUAACAAAAAUCAGCGUCUCAAGCCAUUGUUAAACUUCCUACUCAUUCAAUGAAUCGCCCCAUUGAUCCUCUCUGCAGCCAGCCUUCUGAUUCAGAAGUGCUAUUAACUAUACCGUCACUUUGAGUGAAUCGAUCUUCUUUAGAAACAGUUCACGUACCAAUGAAUAAGCAUAAGAAAUAGAUGUUUAGUUUAGUUUUUUUGUAGUAACAUAGCUCUGUACUUAACAGACUCAUAAUUUUGGAAAAUAUAUCGAAUACUUCUAA